This is a messenger RNA of Trypanosoma rangeli, 741 nucleotides long. Its product is annotated as chaperone DnaJ protein. Lineage: Eukaryota; Euglenozoa; Kinetoplastea; Trypanosomatida; Trypanosomatidae. The record is from RefSeq and is a predicted model, not a curated record. Bases 1 to 741 code for a protein of 246 amino acids. The transcript has a single exon.
AUGAUCGUAAGGACGGCCAUGAGAACGGUGGAGGACCGCUUUUUUCACCCCCAAGCCUGUUGGGCGUGCUGUCAGUACACCUCGAGACGUCAUGCAGGCAACAAAGACUCCACCAGCUCUCGAUGCUUUUCAUCAUCAACAUGUCCUUUUGCGACUCUGGGGAUCAGCCAAAAUAGCAGUCUUGGGGCGGUGAAGGCGGCUUAUCGAGCAAAAUGUCGCACACAUCACCCUGACUUUGGUGGCAGUGAGUUGGGGUUUUGUGCCAUCAAAGAGGCCUACGAGGAGUGUGCCAGCCGUAUGCGUGAGCGAAGCAAGAAGUGUCAUGGUACAUUUUCUAGGAAGGGAGUACAUGGACCAGCUCCGGAGCCUGAAGAGGAAGCAGAGAAUGGAAAAUUUUGGCGGCAGUCAGAUGCCUGGUACGAAUCUCACGCCAAAUGUCUUCAAAAGCAACGAAAAAUGUUUUACAGUGCAUUUCCAUAUGCGAAGACAAUUGAUGAAAUGGAUGAGCUCUUUCGUCGGCUCUGGAUAGUCACUGGCUCGUCACCCAUUGACCCGGGUGAACCGUUGGUGCUCGCACUAAAACACUAUCAUGUAGUGACUGGUCACGGUGGUCAACAUCUGCACAGCUGCUUCACCACCAUCGACCAAUGGGGGAAGAGUUUACUGUAUCUCGGGCAGGGGCUACCAUGUAUCAUAUUUUGCUGCUGCUGCUCUACACUGAUGGCCCUACGCGGGGGCUGA